AUGAAGGUCGCUCAGGUCACAUCGUGGGGUUCUGCCCCCGUCCUUUCCGACGCCCCCGACCUGCCCGCACCCACCGGCUCGCAGGUCCAGGUCAAGGUCGUGGCCGUGGGCGUUCCCCGCGUCGUUCGUGGCCGCGCCCUUGGCGUCCACUCGAGCUCUCGCGGCGCCCCGCUGCCCUUUGACCCCACUGUCGAUGGCAUCGUCCAGGAUGAGGCCUCGGGCGAUCUCUUCUACGUCAGUCCCAACAGCGCAGCUCUCUUCGCCGAGCGCGCCAACGUCGAGCGUCACACCCUUGUCCGUCUCGCCCCCGGCGCCGAUGCUGUCUCGGUCGCUACCCAAGUCAACCCCGUCGCCAGCAGCUGGAUGGCUCUCCGCGUCCGCACAUCGGACCCGGACUCGGUCAAGGGCGCUACGGUCCUCGUCUUGGGCGCCACCAGCACCAGCGGCCGUGCCGCGAUCGCCAUUGCCCGCAGCCUGGGCGCGGCCCGCAUUAUCGGCACAUCCCGCAGCGAAGACAAGCUGGCUGCCGUCCAAGACCUCGACGAGCGCGUCGUCCUGCAAGCGCCAUACACGCUCCCGCCUACCCUAGGCCCUGUCCACAUCAUUCUCGACUUCGUCGGUGGCCAAGCCGCUUCUGGUGUGCUGACCAGCGCCCAGAUCGAGCCCGGCAAAGAACUCCAAUACAUCCACGUUGGUGAUCUCGCCGGUGAGGAGACCAUUGCCGUACCCGGCCGUCUUCUCAACGCCCGGCCUGUCCGCAUCACUGGCUCUGGGAUGGGUGCCUGGGGUAAGCAAGAGAUUAAGAAGGAGAUCAACGGUCUGCUUGGUGCUAUUACGAAGCUGCCGCGGCCAGAGGACCUGCUUAUCGCCAAGUUCUCUGAUAUUGAGUCCGUUUGGGACACCGAGGAGGCUCAGACCAAGCGUCUAGUCCUGGUUUGGUAG
This is a messenger RNA of Dichotomopilus funicola, 942 nucleotides long. RefSeq lists its product as uncharacterized. Gene Ontology annotation, molecular function: oxidoreductase activity. The record is from RefSeq and is a predicted model, not a curated record. Bases 1 to 942 code for a protein of 313 amino acids. Lineage: Eukaryota; Fungi; Ascomycota; Sordariomycetes; Sordariales; Chaetomiaceae. Gene Ontology annotation, cellular component: mitochondrion. The transcript has a single exon.